AUGCCUGCCAAGACUGACUACUCCUACUCAAAGAAGUCAAUUUUGGAGGCACAAAAAAGAGUGGAAAGCAAUAAUCUUUACGAGGAACUGCGUAUCCUCUUGAAUUGUGCUAAAAUCUCGUAAGUUUACAAUAUCAUCUUCUUCUGUUUCAAUCGCAUAACGUUUUCAGAAAGGAAAGCACUCUGGCGCGUGCUGUCGAGUUCCUGACGGGCCAGCCAUUCGCUCCGGAUGGCCCUACAUCUGGUCCCGGUCCGAUCAAGAAAUCCGCGAAGGAACAGAUGCGGAGGGACCGGAUAUCUGCUGGAAUUGAGGCACUGAAGAUGUUCAUUCUCGAUAACAAACUGGGAACGGACAAACAGAGGUAAGAAACAGUAACUUGCUUUUCAUACAACGGUUUUUUUCUCAACUUAUCUCCAGAAAUCGAACAUAGAGACCUCUGCUUUUUUGUUAAAAGUUUGAAUUCUGUGGGAGGUUACAGCUUCACUAAUUUCUUUCCUCCGUAGGUUUUACCGGCCCAUGAUUCUUAACAACUUGCUUUUCUCACUUUCAACUUGUUUACAGACUGAAACUGGAGCACAACACGGUUCUCGACAUCAUCUGCAGGCACAUCAAGUCGAUUUCGCGGUCAUCGAGCACUUCCGACAGUGGCAUUUCAUCUGUUUCUUCUUCUUCUUCUUCUUCUUCUUCUAUCUCAACUCCAAGUCCAGUUCCCCUACUUUCCUUCCCGACUCCGAUGGUCUUUCCUCCUUCUUUUUACGUACCUACUUCCCCGUUCCUCUUCCCAAUUGUUCCUAUGACUGUCCGUGUGUCUCUUCCGAUUCUCCGGCCAUCUCGUCCCCAUCCGUUCAGCAUCGUCGCUCUUCUCGCCGACCAAAUCUCCGAUUUAUGAGCGUAUUGUGUGAUUCGUGCUCUCCUUUUUCUGUCAAAUAACUGUCAAAUGAUCAAUAAACUCUCUCUUUUUUCCACUCAAAUCAUGUUAUUGCCGCAAAAAGAGGGGACCGCGACGCAGCUCUGCCGACGACAGUUUCUAGAAGGUAUCACGAAACAGUAAAGGCAUAACUUCAUUUACUAUAUAAUAUAGUGUAGACAAUUUAUCUUUUCAAAUCCAUGCACUUGAUAAAUGUCUCUUGAGCUUUUUCUCUUUCUGUAAGACAAAGAUAACACGAGAAAAAGUAGAAACAGAGUUAUUUUCAGAAGAUCAAGAGUUGACCAUAAAGCAAGCAAAGUUUUCCUCUAUAAAUCCUGUGAAAAGUUGGAAAGAGGCAGUUUUAUGAAUGACAAAACAAAGUGAACAUUUGGCUUCGCUUUCCCUUUUCAUUUUCCCUUUUUCUCUUACAAUGCCUACAGACACUUCCAGUGAGUUCAGUCCCUUUCAACUCUUCCAACUUCUAAAACCCCAGUCCCGGUCCCUUCGGCGGUCCUCCAACUGUUUCCCGAUCAUCGGUACGGCCUGGACUUCACGUAUACCUGGGCUCCACCCGAGCCAGCACCGUCUCGGAGCAUCUUCGACUACCCGAAUUACCCGGAGAUUCCGGUGGAGUACCCUCCGAUCAGAAAACGAGCUCUGCUGCCACGUGGCAACAUUACGGAUAGGCUGCGGUUGCGAGCAAUGGCGAAUACGAGCAAGAUCAGGUUCUACGAGGAUGAUCGGUUUGGUUGGACCGGAUUUUGAUAGAUUCGGACAGAAUUCGGUGUAUUUCUAGGACAUGCCGAAUCCUUUUUCAAUCCUGAAAUCAUGGGCGACCUCCCGCAGAAAGUGAAGAAAGUUCCGAGUUCCAUAGACCUCUACAAGACGUACCUGGUUUGGAAGUACGGGGAAAAAGUUGAUUUGAAGCGAGCCGGUGAGUGUCUCGAGUUGAUUUCACGGUAAGGUCCUCGAAAUUCCAGAAUGGUCCUACAAAAAGUGGUGGAGUCCGUCGGCUCGUCUGAAAUGGUCAAUUCUGAAGACGCGGCUGAAAGGCGAACAGAAGAAGCAGAUUGGCGAGGGGUGGAUCCAGUUGGCUUGA
This is a messenger RNA of Caenorhabditis sp. 36 PRJEB53466, 2006 nucleotides long. The record is from the annotation of a GenBank genome assembly. Lineage: Eukaryota; Metazoa; Nematoda; Chromadorea; Rhabditida; Rhabditidae.